This is a messenger RNA of Lactuca saligna, 1998 nucleotides long. Lineage: Eukaryota; Viridiplantae; Streptophyta; Magnoliopsida; Asterales; Asteraceae. The record is from the annotation of a GenBank genome assembly.
AUGGUUAGCUUAAACCAGGACGAUGAAGAAUAUCGAUUUUUUGAUGCCCAAGAUAAUAUUGCAUCCGUGUCUGAUUCAGUUUCUAAAAUUCACGACACUCCUACUCCUGCUUCUAACCAUGAUUCGGAAUAUGAUGUUUGGGUCAGGACUCCAACAAGUGUUCAAGAUCGGAAAAACCAGUUCCUUAAACAUAUGAGUUUGAGUUUAAGCUUGGAUGAUGAAAUUCAAUCAGACGAAUCAGGGAGAUUUGAUAAAAGGAUGAUGGAGGCUAGUGAUGCUGUGUUGAGAAGCCCUAUUUACGAAGAAAUGUCUUCAAGUACUUCCUCUGUUUCCGAUUCGUCAAGAAUUCUCGAUUCUAGAGAGGAUUUCGUUUGUAGAGAGAGACAAAUCAAGGUUGCUGGCACAAUGGCUAGAACGAUGAACAGAGUAAAAAGUCAAUGGUUGAGUAGAUUACGGUCAAUGACAUGUGUUGUCGAUCCCCAUGGAAGUGGAAAUGGAAGAUGUGAUGGCGAUGGUCAGGUUCGCAGAAGCAGGGUUGAACGAGUGAGAGUCCGCCAAAACAAGAAACGAUUGAAAGAACUGUCGGCUGUUUUCAUCGGGCAAGAUAUUCAUGCGCAUCAAGGUUCGAUUUUGACCAUGAAAUUUAGUCAAGACGGGCGUUAUCUUGCUACCGCUGGAGAAGAUGGGGUUGUUAGGGUUUGGCAGGUUGUGGAAGACGAUAGAUCAAAUGACAUCGACAUUCCUGAUAUCGACCCUUCCUGCUUAUACUUCACCAUGAAUCAUCUUUCUGAAUUAGCGCCUUUAAUGGCCGAAAAACAGAAGAUGAGUAUGCUCAAGAACCUGAGAAGAAGUCCGGAUUCUGCUUGUGUUAUUGUUCCUCCAAAAGUGUUCCGGAUACUGGAGAAGCCCGUUCAUGAGUUCCAUGGCCACAAUGGCGAGGUCUUGGAUCUUUCAUGGUCAAACGAUAACCUUCUUCUAUCUUCAUCAGUUGAUGAGAGUGUUCGUUUGUGGAGAGUUGGGAUGGAUGAAUGCCUGAAAAUGUUUCCACACAGUAACUACGUGACGUGUGUUCAGUUCAACCCUGUGGAUGAAAGUUAUUUUAUAAGCGGGUCAAUUGAUGGAAAGGUUCGGAUAUGGUCAAUCGGGUCUUCCCAGGUUGUAGAUUGGACAGACAUACGAGAAAUAAUCACUGCGGUCACCUACAAUCCUGAUGGGAAGGGUGGAAUUAUUGGAUCCAUGACAGGCUGUUGCCGCCUUUUCACUUUGUCAGAUAAUCACUUCCAACUUGAGGCCUCGGUUUGCUUAAAUAGUAAAAAGAAGUCGGGUUGCAAACGGAUAAUCGGGUUUCAGUUCUGUCCACAAGAUUCAACCAAAGUAAUGGUGACCUGUGCGGAUUCCCAUGUCAGAAUUCUUGACGGGACCAACGUCAUUGGCAAAUACAAGGGGCAACGAAAUGCUGGAAACCAAUUCUGUGCAUCAUUCACAUCAGAUGGGAAACACAUAGUGUCAGCAUGCGAGGAUUCCAAUAUAUAUGUCUGGAACAACAACUGCAACCCACAAGAACAACAACAAAAGACGGUUAAGUCGUUUGAGUGCUUUUCGAGCGACGCCUCGGUUGUGUUGCCAUGGUCGGGUCUGAAAGUGAGCAGUAGAAGCUCACUGUUGCCAUUUUCUUCACCGAGUUACUUCUCACUGGGUCACGAGUUCUUUCUAGAAUCGAUUCCAAAAGGAUCCGCAACUUGGCCUGAAGAAAAGCUUCCAACUUCCACUCAACACCAACAGUCUCCUCCUCCUUCUGCUGCUGGUUUAUGUAAAUCUCAAUACAAGUUUUUCAAAUCUUCUUGCCAGAGCUCUGUUGGUUGUCAUGCAUGGGGUCUAGUUAUUGUUACAGCAGGCUGGGAUGGCCAUAUCAGAUCAUUUCUCAACUAUGGCUUACCAGUAACCCUUUGAAAUAACUUAUUAUUUUUUUUUUUAUUGACUGUGAAAGGAAGAAGGGGG